Podarcis raffonei (Aeolian wall lizard) is the source of this 5091-nucleotide messenger RNA. It is a transcript of the gene KIZ, whose product is annotated as kizuna centrosomal protein. The transcript is spliced from 13 exons. Gene Ontology annotation, cellular component: centrosome. The record is from RefSeq and is a predicted model, not a curated record. Gene Ontology annotation, biological process: spindle organization. The coding region runs from base 80 to 2212 and encodes 710 amino acids. Lineage: Eukaryota; Metazoa; Chordata; Lepidosauria; Squamata; Lacertidae.
CUCGGGAGCGCGGCCUCGUCUCGCAGGAGACGCCCCCAAAACAACCGCGGCUGACAGGCCCCCUUGCCGCGCUCGCCCCAUGGCCGGCAGCGCCCGUGGGACCCCCGGCCCUCCCGCGGCCGCUUGCGGAGGGCAGCUCCGCCGCCUCCGGGAGAGUCUCCGGGACAGUGAAACAAAGAGGUUGGAGUUGGAAAGAAAAGUGCUUGAAUACACCACAUGUGAUACCCGCACAACUAAAAUGAAAUACAGGAAGUUAAAAAAAUACCUAGAAGAAAUAUGUGAGCGUCAGAAAAAGUCUUUGCUCCGAAACCAAGACUUGUUGAAGGAAUUUGAUUGCAUUGAAGCUCAAAUUCAGAAGUUUGCUUCAAGAUCAGAGUGCCUUCAGAGGCUGAAGGCAGAGUAUGAAGGAGGAUUUAAGAGAGAGCAGAUUCCUGAGAGAAAAAAUAUUUCAAAAAGCAAUAAGAGUGAUGUUAUGAAACACCAGAUGGUGCCAGAAGUAAGACAGACAGGAAUGAACAGCAGGACAGCCAUGUCAAGGGGACUGUAUCAUACAGCAACAAUCUUUAUGGGACGCCAAAUGUCAGCUGUCUCAAGCGUUGAAGAUUUCAGUGUGCCGCCAAAAUCUUCUGAGCUCACAAAGAGCUUUUCAAUUUCUGACCCACAUUCACAUAGACAACCAUCACAGAGCAGUUAUGUGACAGACAGCUGUGUAGUACGAACUAAUAGUGAUCUACAGCGCUCAAAUAAGUCUGACAAAAUAGAUGGAAAGACAUAUCUGCUGAUGGGCAAGGAAACGCCAGUCACAUCCAGUGUAUCAUAUGAGAAUGAAAGAACUUGCUGUUUAACAGUAGAAAGCAAGACAAAUAAUUGCAGUAGUAAUUUUGUGGAAAGCAAAAUGUCUCCUGAACUUAACUCCCUGUUACAUGGAAGAUUAAGUCCAGAGAACAGAACCACCGAUUUAAAAAGUGACAGUUCCUGCAAAUCGUUGGAAGAAAUACUGACACAUGAGUACUCUGUACGAAAUGAACAAGGAUCUAAACGGCCGAUCUUAUUGGUGUGUCGCCCUGAGCAGCUUGUUUCUGGAAAUGAGCACUCAAGAGCAAAAUUCCCAGUUUCUGUUACAGCUCCUGAGGAUAGUCUGAUGAUGGACAAAAAUGCACAGGAGAAAGAAGGUGGAAGUUCAGGUGGAAGUAGUGACCUUACUGUUUCUUUCAGUGAAGAGGAUGAAGAAGGGAAACCAUUAAAACUACAGGAUUUAGGCUGCAGCACACCAUAUAAUGAGGAAGAACAUCCAUGUUCACAAGCAUUAUGUCAUUAUAGCUCAAGUGGAGGCUCAUCUGCUAGUCUCACAAUAAGAAAAUCUUUGACAUUUGAAGGAUUUGCUCAUGUCUUGACAUUCAUAGAGCAGUUUGUGGCCACAGCAGAUCAAGAACACCUGAUGUUAUACCAGAGGAAAGCUGUGAAUACAGUAGAGCUGGAGACCCUUAUAAGUGUCUGUAAUGAAAUUGGCAGCUUAAAACCAGAAGGCCUUGAGGUAUGUGAAGCACUUGUCCUUCAUCAUCUUGAGAGAUUAUUGAAAUUUACAAUUGAUAGAUGCCUUCUACCAGAGAAAACGCUUAAAUACAAAAGUGGGACGCUGGAUGAAAAGCAUGAUAGGUCUGAAUUGACAUCUUAUUUUGCUAAGACAUGGAAACGUUUAAGUGAACAUAUUUUAUUGUUGAAGAAGUACAAUGUUUUAUUCGAACAAGAAGUGAAAGACAUGCUUAGUACCAUAUUGACUUUGGAGAGCCACGAGCAACGUGGCCUGGCUACAUCAUUAUUGAAAGGAAGCUUUUCAGUAGAAUAUGAAGCCAGCUCACUUGCUUGUAGCGAUAAAACAUCUUGUGAUAUGCAAACAAACAAUAACACAAUAAAGCAAGGAAGAUAUGAACAACAGCUUGGUAAUAAUGUUGAAAGGGAAAAGGAAGUCACAAGCUGGUGUGAAGAUGAGAGCAAGGAAGAAAGCCUGGUGGAAAAGAUUCCUAUUACAGCUUUGAAAAUUGACAGCAGUAGUUUAAAGGAACAGAAAAGCAAUGGAACCAGUUCAGAACCCAGUGCUUCAUCUCCGGAAAGAAGAAGCCCUUUGUCAAGAAAGAACAAGCAAAUGUGUAAACAACACGAACGUUUUCAAGAAGGGAUGUUUUCCAUUAUGAUAUAUGUCAGCAGUUUCUAGCAUUUCUGAAAUGCUGCUCAUACAGUGCAGACACUGGAGUAUCAGUAUUAUCUCUGUAAAUCUGUUUGCACGGCAGAAAGAUUUUUGGGAAGCAUUUAUGGCAUCAUAUGAUUUUAUAUCUUUGAUCUCAGGAGAAAAUACCAUUUCUAGUACAGUUUGAAUUAUUAGGGUUUCUUUUAAUGAAUAGUGUGCAUUUUAGCCUCCUCAGUAACUUGGUAAUAAAAUACUUUUCAAAACCAAAUCAGUUAGUAACACUUAUAGCUUCACACUUGACAUCUAUCUUAGAAAUAUGUUUACAAACACAAUGUAGGAAUAAAGUGUGAAAGAAUGGGAAAUUGCUCAGGUGCUUAUUUGCAGUUGGGACACAAUGAAAUUUCUUAGAGGCUGAUGUCUAAGGAUUCCACUUAUUGUACUCACUUCUUGCGCUUUAUUGCUUUUACAAGUGGUCUCGAAACUCAGUACUUGAAAAUAAACAUAACAGUCUAGUACCACUGUGGUACUCCCCCCCCCCCUCGCAGUGUUUAGUCACUGAGCUGAUGAGUGGCCUCGAAAAAUACCCUGAUGGACCUAAAUAAUAAUAAAAAAGGUUUCCUCUGAUGUCCUACAGACAAUAAUUAUGAUGUGCUAGUUAAGCCCAAACUACAGCUGAGGGAUUUUACUUUAAAGCAGAGGCUUGGGCGCAAAAAUGCAUUUAUAGCUCUUUGUCUGGCACCUCAUUAUGCGUGGGCCUGAUUCAUUAAGUAAUUGGUUUGCAGUUGUUUACAUGAGUAUUAAGGCUUUCUAUUCAGUAGUCUUUGAGAGAUACAUUGUGCAAAUGUUGCAUGUUAUGAAUGCAGAAUGAGGGGCAGCGGGCGAGCCCUAUUGGCUAAACACUGCACUCUGUUGAAAAGCAGGAGAAAGAGAUUGGGUGCUGCUUUGCAUAGCAAUGACUUUCUUAAUAAGCUUUACAGAUUAAUACACACAAGCUAUAAAAGAUGCAAAGAGAUACUCUUAGCACAUUUAUCCAUGCUCAUCUCACUAUUAUGGCACUGGAGAUGGGAAGAAUUGAGUGCUUUCAUAUUCGCUUUUCUUUUUUCAGUGCAACUUCGGUGCAUGAGACUUAAUAGAAUCCAAUGUUUAUUGUAUUAUAAAUCAUGGGGGAAGUAGGCAGACCUGCAACAGUUUAUUAUUAAAGAUUCUUUCAAUGUAAAUCUUUUUCCACCAUUGUGUGUCCUACAGCAAAAUCAUUUUGUGGUUGAGUGGGGAUGAAAGGCAUAAUGUACGAAGGAGUGAGUCUUAAUAGGAAGCUGCUCUCCCAUUGAAGGCCACUUGUUCCCUUUUGUCUGGAGGUGCAUGCCGCAGCUUCCUCUUCUCCAGCAAAUAUUGCCCCUUGGAUCCCAGCUUAAAAUCGCUUUCUCACAAGGUUUCUGCAGCUUGAUACAAGUACGUUUAAACUGAGGUGUGAAUUUGUUAAUUGAUGGAUUAUAUAUUCUCAAAGGAAUCAAAAUAAUUAUUUUGCAGAAUGGGUUUUCUUAGUGUUUUAAUCUCUAAACCAAAUGGCUGCAGGGCAAUGUGUGUGGCAUUUUGUAGUUCUGUAGCAAUAUAGUCAGCCAGCGGAGGUCAGUAGCAUUCUAUUGUUGCAGUUUUAAGCUAGAUGCAAUGCCUUUUUCCUUUGGCUUCUUCGCUUUGCAACAUUUGAUAGUUAAAGAGCUAAAUUAGGGACCCAAAUGCUGAUAUAUUCCACUUGUAAAAUAAUGUGCACUGUUGACUUUAAGUUGGAUUCCAGAAGUAAGCCAUUAAGUUGGUUUUCAAAUUUACUCCUUAAACAGAAGCUAAUUUUAAAAACGUUUUUCUCUUGACUAAAUCACUGGUUAUCAGUGAUGGUUGUUUGCGUUAAUGACUUCAAAUUGUAAUGUUUAAGACAUCUAUGCAAUGAAUGUGCCUCUAAUAAGCGCCUUGGCUCAUUCUUUGCAGACAACCAUAAUGGCCAUUGGGGGUCACUCUUUCUUUGCUAAAUUUCAACAGCUUUAAUUCUUAGUCUCUUUCUAAACCAGAUGUAAAUUGUUCAGUAUAAUCAUUGUGGCACUUUAUUUCAUUCUUCCCUAUUGUAAUUGUUUGGAUAGGGGAAGGAGUAUUUUGUGCACAGAUAUACCAACAAAACUUAGGAAUGUGCCUAUUGAAAUAUUGUUUAAUUUUAUAUAUGAUGCCCAUUAGGCAUUUCUUUCUUUUUUUAAAUACAAUUUUAUUAAAGCUUUUUCAUAAUACAAUAAGAUAAAAUAAACUCAUCUAAAUAAAAAACAAAAAGAGAGAAAGAGAGAGAGAAGAAAACACAGAACCUGCUCCCAAAGGUGGCUCUUAAGCCUUGUCACUCACAGAAAGUGGGGACCCUCCCAGCUCUCACCCGGGAGGUCUUCUCUGCCUUGCCUCUCACUCAGGGUCCUUCCACCACCUAACCAUCACCUUCAUGUGAGUAUAAUCCUUGGUCCCCAAGGGAGGAGACUGAAGAAAAAAAGAAAAGAAGAGGGGGAAAAGGAGAAAGAGAAAUAAAAGGACUUCUGAUUUUCUGUCUGUUAGCUACAUAAAAUAAAUUAUUCAAAACAUUCACUCUGGGAUAACAUCCAACUGUUCUGCUUUCUGUUAAGCAAUAAUUUCCCAGUCUCCAGGCCCAGAUGUCUCAGAUUUGUUUAUUUUCCUUUUUCACACAAAAAGUAAAAAAGUGGUUCUCUAAUUAUUAGUAGUAUAACAAAUGCCAGCAAUGGUUUUUCUCUAAUCAAACAUAUCAGCUUUGCCUACAAUAACUUCAACAACCAUUCCUCCAUACUAAACAAUAAUAAAUCUUUCUUAUUUUGUCCAUGUAAGAGUCUCACUGUGCUCAUAUAUUAAAAUGAUAUUCCAUAGUU